UCCUGUAAAGGCUAUGGUCAAGCUAUUGGACACUGCAAUGGCUCAGCUGUCCCUCAAUUCUGAUGAGCCAGACACCCAACUAGGCCAAGCUCCCCUAUCACCUCCUGCAGAAGCUGAAGAAAGCCUUGGACACCCAGUUACUCUUAUACAGGAUACAUUGAAUGCGUCACAGAGGUCUAGAAUCUCCUAUCUCGUCUCCUCUGACCCACUACCCCCAGAGGCACUACUAGACCCUCCCAUCCUCGUUCCAGUCCCCUCUUUACCCUUAUCUUCUCCAAAACGAUUUAGAAUACUUAGAGAUAUAUCGGAAGAAGAGAAAGAUGACCUCAUAAUCACGCUAUAA
Acaulospora colombiana is the source of this 343-nucleotide messenger RNA. NCBI's taxonomy places the organism in Eukaryota, Fungi, Glomeromycota, Glomeromycetes, Diversisporales, Acaulosporaceae. The record is from the annotation of a GenBank genome assembly.